AUGUACCGUCAUCUUUUCGUUUUGGCUAUUUUUGGCGCCGCUGUAUCACUGCCAACAUCAAAAUCUAAGGAUGAUGUUAGAAUUGUCGGUGGAGUAGAUAUCGAUAUAACGGUCGCUCCUUAUCAAGUUUCUCUGGUGAGAAGGGGUCGGCAUUCAUGCGGUGGUUCUAUUAUUGCGAAUGAUCUCAUACUUACAGCAGCACAUUGUGUUUCCGGGACUUCAGCACGUGAUUAUUCAGUGCGUGUUGGCUCCUCGUCAAGUAGAUAUGGUGGCGAGUUAAUUCCUGCGGGUGACUUAAUGUGGCAUCCCAACUUUACGUAUUCUAAGAUGGACAGUGACGUUGCUUUGAUUUGGCUAUCUAAACCCUUAACAUUCAGCGAGAAGGUAGCCCCUAUAGACAUGCUCGAAAUGAACGAGGAGAUCCAAGACGGUGAUAUAACUAUGGUAUCCGGCUGGGGAAAUAUAAGGGAGGGAGGUGGAUAUCCAUCGACCCUGCAAAUGGUUCUGGUUCCUAAAGUGAGCACUGCCAUGUGUGAUGAAGUGUAUGCAGCCUCUUACACCGUAACCCAGACAAUGCUGUGCGCUGGAGUUCCAGAAGGCGGCAAGGACGCUUGUCAGGGUGACAGCGGUGGUCCUUUGGUCCACAAUGGCAGAUUAGCCGGGGUCGUUUCAUGGGGCUUAGGGUGCGCAAGGCCUAACUAUCCGGGGGUUUACGCCAAAGUGUCAGCCCUGAGAAAUUGGAUCGAUGGCAGCAGUGAAAUCUUAAGACAGAAACAUCUAUUUAGGCCCGCAUUG
This is a messenger RNA of Iphiclides podalirius (scarce swallowtail), 795 nucleotides long. Lineage: Eukaryota; Metazoa; Arthropoda; Insecta; Lepidoptera; Papilionidae. The record is from the annotation of a GenBank genome assembly.